Messenger RNA from Oryza sativa Japonica Group (Japanese rice), 1701 nucleotides. RefSeq lists its product as uncharacterized. Gene Ontology annotation, molecular function: microtubule binding. The record is from RefSeq and is a predicted model, not a curated record. Lineage: Eukaryota; Viridiplantae; Streptophyta; Magnoliopsida; Poales; Poaceae. Gene Ontology annotation, biological process: microtubule cytoskeleton organization. Gene Ontology annotation, cellular component: cytoplasmic microtubule.
AAAUUCCUGCCACCCCAAUCCUUCUCCCGGCCGUACACCAUUUCGUUCCGACGCGAGUAAUUCCUCCCCACGGGCGGCGACUAGGGCGGCUAGGGUUCGUCGGGCGCCGCCGUGCCGGAGAUCGCCUCUCGCCGCCGACACCCGGAUCUCCGCCGCCGCCGGUCGCCCCAGGUUAUCCCGCUCCCGCAGUCACCAUCCCGUCUUCUCCGCCAGUCGCCUCACGCCCGGCCUGGACGCCCCGGAAUCCAUUGUCGGUCUCGCCCCGCCGACUGCCGUUGACGCCACUGGCUGAAGGAGCUGGAUGCAAAUUUGGCAGACCAAGUCCAAAACACGACAGCCAGCAGCAGCAGCAGGACACCAACGCGACGCCACCACAGUGUGAAUAUGUCGGACAGUGCGUUGAAAGAUCUGAAUCUAGCUCAGUCAGCAGAGCUGGAGAAAACCAAGGACAGUUCUGCCAAGUCUUGCAUCACCAAGCCUGUCUUGAAUGGCAACAAAUGCAACAAUACGGAAGAAAAUGCUCCACCUGUACUCCCUGAUGCUGUGACUAAUGGGUGUGAAGCUGGAAAUGCAGAUGUUGAGUAUAUUGAUUCUGAGAGUCUGACAGAUCUUGAAGAUGCUGGUGCAACCCUUAGUACUUUAGUUGCAAGGUUGGAUUCAAAAGACUGGGUUAUGACAUGUGAAGCUCUAAAUAAUGUUCGUCAGUUGGCAAUAUUUCACAAGGAUAGAUUGCAGGAACUUCUAGAGCCUCUAGUUCCUCUUAUUGUGAAAUCUGUCAAGAAUCCAAGGAGUGCUGUCUGUAAAACCGCACUCAUGACCUGCGCUGAUAUUUUCAAGGCAUACGGUGACCUAAUGGUUGACUCAAUUGAUCCACUGUUAGUGCAGCUAUUUCUGAAAUCUUCACAAGAUAAGCGUUUUGUCUGUGAAGCUGCUGAGGCAGCCCUCAUAUCGAUGACAAGCUGGAUCGCCCCUUCUGCUCUGUUACCAAAAAUGCAACCUUACCUUAAGAACAGGAAUCCACGAAUUCGAGCAAAAGCAUCAAUGUGCUUCAGCAAGAGCGUCCCACGCUUGGGUGUGGAGGGAAUUAAAGAAUAUGGAAUGGAUAAGCUUGUUCAGAUCGCAGCAACUCAGCUUAGUGACCAGCUUCCUGAAUCCAGGGAGGCUGCUCGCAAGCUGGCUUUGGAGCUACAAGCAUUCUAUGAGAAAUCCCAAGCUUCGAGUUCUGGUGAAGUUGACGACGCACCUGCUACCUCACCUGAUGCUGAUGCUGAUGCUGGUGCUGAAUCAUGGGAAGCUUUCUGCCAAUCAAAGCUUUCCCCAUUAAGUGCACAGGCAAUCCUUCGUGUCACCUCUACGACGAAAGAGGGUGUGGCUGUGGGUGUCACCUCUACCCCUCCGAAAGAAGGCGUCACUGUUGGUUGCUAGCAUCAGGAGGUAGUAGAUGCAAUGAGGUUGUGGUUUUUCCAUCCGAUUCACCUUUUGCUGUACAUGGUUAUGGUUGUUCUUUCUCUACAUCCAAUCUGGGAUUCGUUCGUUAAGCAUCGGUUCGAGAGUUGAGGUGUGACCUGUGGGUGUUAAUAUUGGUGCGAGAUAUACCUGUUAUAGUUGACUGUAUGAUCUUCCUUUUCUCCCACUGCUUGGUAUUGAUUGGUCAGGCGAAUUGUAGAAUUUCUUCCACUAUUCAAUAUUACUACACAGUAA